Molecule: messenger RNA, 1722 nt
Organism: Cladophialophora yegresii CBS 114405
Lineage: Eukaryota; Fungi; Ascomycota; Eurotiomycetes; Chaetothyriales; Herpotrichiellaceae
Exons: 2
Coding region: 1-1722 (573 amino acids)
Source: RefSeq, a predicted model, not a curated record
AUGUCCACUCAGAGCACCGACGCCGACGCCGACGCCAAUGCCGCAGUCAUGGCCACGGCCAACCCGUACGAAAUCCAAAACAGGAUGCAAGACGUGCAAGAUCCGCCGCGUCAGUGUGAUGGGUACGGGGUCUGGGGUGGCGGUGGUGGUGGUGGUGGUGGUGGUGGUGGUGGUGGUGGUGGUGGCGGCAGCAACACGGCAAGAUGUGCCACGACGACCUCUAUUGUCUAUGUUGGACUGCCGAGGCCGCCGUUGCCCGUCCACCCUGCCGCUGGCGCCCUGGACCCGGACGAACGGUACCAUUUCGAGUGGUUCUGGCGGCGGACCGCGCGGAAGAUCCCGGGCGCUUUCUUCUCCGACGCGGGUAAUGCGCUGUUCUUCCAGGCCUGUGCGAGCGACGUGGCGGUCACGCAUGGCGUGUUGGCCAUGUGUUCGGCGCAUAGGGGGUCGGAUAGAGCGUUUGGUGGGAAGAAGGGGCCGCUACGACUGUCGUUGGGAGAGACUCUGCUGCGACGCUGCGAGGAAGACUUUGCGCUGCGCCAGUAUAACAAGGCGAUAUGGCAUUUGCGGCCGCACUUGCAAGGUCAAGAUACGACCUCGCUACGCAUCGCGCUCUAUUCGUGCGUCGCGUUCAUCUGGGUCGAGUACUUCCGCAGUCGGUAUCGGUCGGCGGCACGUCACUUGGAGCAUGGUCUCAGGAUCUUGCAGUAUGCGCUCCGCAGCCUCUCUGGAUCGAACGGAUUCGGUGCUCAGGCCAUCGAUCAUUGGGUUCUCGGCGUGUUCAGAAAGCUAUACGUGCAGGCGACUUUGUUUGGACAGCGGCCGUGUCAUGCGUGGCCGGUUCCCAGCGACUUGAAGCCCGUGUCUGGGGUGUCUAUCUUCCUGAAUGCACAUGAGGCGAGAGACUAUUUGGAGGGGAUCCUAGUGCGGAUCUGCGAUGUUCUGGAGUGUCACGUCCAGACUCAGCCAACCCAUCUUUCAUUUGAGCCACUUGAAGCCGAUACGUUGAAAAGUAUCUUGAGUGACCUCGAUGCUUGGAUGUCUGCGUACGACAACACCCUCGCUCUCCUCGAGUCCCAGAUGGACAAGGUGGAAGCGUUUGCAUGCCGCGUGCUCCGCAUGUAUCAUACCAUGGCCGUCAUCAUGGCAGACACGGCCUGCGAGCGCGACGAACUCAAAUACGACCGCCACACGGCCAACUUUCUCCAUAUCCUAGAGCAAGCGCUGGAGAUGCGCAAAGUCGCGCUAAACAGCAAGAUUCGCGAGAAAUACUUCGGAGCGGAAGACGGGCUCCCGCACUCGAUUGGCGACAUGGGACUGAUUACCCCACUGUAUUUUGUCGCCGUGAAAUGUCGCGUGCGGCACCUCCGGGUACACGCCAUCAGACUGCUCGAGGAGGAACCGCGCAAAGAAGGGAUCUACGAUUCAGUCCUGGUGGCGAACAUCGCGAGGAAGGUGGCCGCGGUUGAAGGUGGCUUGCACAGCCAAGAUCCCUCUGCGGACGACUUUGCUCUGUCGGAGCUCCCCAAGGAGGCAGAACUACUGUUCGCUGAAGUCCCGCCGGAGCAUUGCCGCUUGCAGAUCCUCGAGGUCUUGCUACCAGAUGAUCCUUGGGAAUGUGCCAUACUGCGGUGCCGAAGCCAGCACUCUAUCGAACAAUUCAUGAUCUCUGCCCAGCAUUCAGCAGGCGGGGACGAUGCGGGAAUGGCAGAGCAUCCGUGA